Molecule: messenger RNA, 851 nt
Organism: Zophobas morio
Lineage: Eukaryota; Metazoa; Arthropoda; Insecta; Coleoptera; Tenebrionidae
Gene: Taf13
Product: transcription initiation factor TFIID subunit 13
Exons: 4
Coding region: 118-510 (130 amino acids)
Biological process (GO): transcription by RNA polymerase II
Cellular component (GO): transcription factor TFIID complex
Molecular function (GO): protein heterodimerization activity
Source: RefSeq, a predicted model, not a curated record
AACUCUCCAAAUAGUGAUGUGUCAAUACAACCUCACUUUCUAAUCAACCUAUAAAUUUCUUUCUUGUUUGCAAGGAAAUAUCGCAGCUGUGGUAUUCAUUUUAUUCACUAAUUAGUAAUGGCCGCAGCAGACGAAACUUUCGAACAGUUUGAAGAAGACGAUGGAACGGACACCACUCUUGCGCUAUGUAGCGCAGGCCGAAAACGCCUAUUCAGUAAAGAACUGCGUUGUAUGAUGUAUGGUUUCGGUGAUGACCAAAAUCCUUACACUGAAAGUGUUGACAUUAUUGAGGAUUUGGUGAUUGAAUUUAUAACAGAAAUGACACACAAGUGCAUGGAAAUUGGCCGCACUGGAAGGGUCCAAGUUGAAGACAUUGUGUUUCUAGUCCGGAAAGAUUCACGCAAAUACGCCCGCGUUAAAGACCUGCUAACCAUGAACGAAGAACUUAAGCGUGCGCGUAAAGCUUUUGACGAAAUUAAAUUUGCAGAAAAGUUAGAAGUGUCGAGGUGACUGUGAAACUAGUGUUAUUUUGUUCAGGUUUGUUAUCUUUAAUAGUGAUGGAAUUAUUUUUUACGUUAUUAGGAUUAAGUGGAUUAUUUUGGAAUCUGGAAAGGUUUUUGAUUUUUGGUCUUUUUGCAUGCUGAGUAUGUAAAUGACUCAAGGAGUUUAAUGGUUUUUGUUCGAUUUCAGGGAAAGACGCUCUUAUUAAUUAAUUUUUUCUCAGAUGAGAGUAACGUAAGCCAUCUCUAUUUAAGAACAAUUAAUUUGUAAGGAAUAUAUAUUUUAUAUUUAAAGCGGCGAGGUACAAGUUGGUUAAUAAAAAUAAAAAUUUAUGAAAAUUAUUAUACAUG